Molecule: messenger RNA, 2085 nt
Organism: Triticum urartu
Lineage: Eukaryota; Viridiplantae; Streptophyta; Magnoliopsida; Poales; Poaceae
Product: ABC transporter G family member 1-like
Cellular component (GO): membrane
Molecular function (GO): ATP binding; ABC-type transporter activity; ATP hydrolysis activity
Source: RefSeq, a predicted model, not a curated record
CCCCUAACACACAGAAAACACAGAGAGAAUAUACAUGGCAGCGUCACCGCUGCCGAGAUGGGCUCCGACGCCGAGCCCUACCAAGCCACUCCGGUCGACGACGUCGUUGAGCACCGCCAUGGUUUCAUGGCGCGGAUGGUCGGCGUGGCCGUCUAGCCACAUCUUCUUCCCGCGUUGUCUCUCCGACUCCGAGCCGCCGGCUAGUGGGGUGGUAGACAAUGCAAAGCCCGGUACUACGGAGGUAUUUCUCACGUGGAAAGACCUUUCUGUGACGGCCAUGAACGGGAGAAAGGGUCGUGCUGUGAUCCUUGAUGGGCUUAGCGGGUACGCGCGCCCUGGCGAAGUGCUGGCUCUCAUGGGUCCUUCGGGCUGUGGCAAAACUACUCUACUUGAUACCUUGGCUGGACGACUUGGACCCAACAUGAAAGAGAGUGGAGACAUCAUGAUCAACGGUUGCCGACAGAAGAUUGCAUCCAGAACCUCUGCAUAUGUGACCCAAGAAGACGUGCUGAUGGUGACGCUGACGGUAGCGGAGGCGGUGCACUACUCGGCGGAGCUUCAGCUGCCGGACUCCUUGACGCCAGCUGAGAAGCGCUCGUGGGCCGACGAUGUUAUCAAGCAGAUGGGGCUUGCUGCCGUGGCCGGAACCCGGAUCGGCGGGCGCGUUUCCAAGGGCAUCAGCGGCGGCCAGCGGAAGCGAGUGAGCAUCUGCAUAGAGCUGCUGGCCUCGCCGCCGCUCAUCUUCCUCGACGAGCCGACCAGCGGGCUUGACAGCGCCGCGUCGUACCACGUCAUGAGCCGCAUCGCCGGGAUCGCCAAAAGGAAUGGGACGACGGUCGUCGCUGCCAUCCACCAGCCAAGCACGGAGGUGUUCGAGCUCUUCCAUGGCCUCUGCCUGCUGGCCAACGGGAAGACGGUUUAUUUCGGGCCAGCUUCCAAAGCAAUGGAGUUCUUUGAUGCUAAUGGCUUCCCAUGCCCAUUGAGGAUGAAUCCUUCAGAUCACUUCUUAAGGAUGAUAAACAUAGACUUUGAGGGCGACUAUGUAGUUCAACAAAGGCAAGCUACAGUCUUGACAAAAUUAGUUGUCCUAACCAAAAGAUCAAUGAUAAACAUGCACAGAGACAUAGGCUAUUAUUGGUUGCGCUUUGGUAUCUACAUGGCACUUUUUCUAACCAUUGGGACAAUUUUCUUCAAUGUUGGUCACAAUUAUUCAUCAAUCCAAGCACGAGCAUCCAUGCUUAUGUACACAUCCACCUUCAUGACAAUGAUGGCAAUCGGUGCUUUUCCAUCAUUUGUCGAGGAUAUGAAGGUAUUUGAGAAAGAAAGGAGGAGUGGACACUACGGGGUCACUGAAUUUGUCAUAGCCAACACACUUUCAUCCACUGUAUACUUGGGCCUCAUCUGUGUGCUACCUGCUAUAAUUGCUUAUUACCUAACUGGGCUUCAAAGAGGGAUAGGACACUUCUUCUUUGUUGCAACACUAUGGGCUUGCACAAUGUUGGUUGAAGGUUUGAUGAUGAUUGUUGCAGCCAUCGUACCUGAUUUUCUCAUGGGGAUAAUCACAGGAUCUGGAGUACAAGGGUUGCUAAUGCUAAACGCUGGUUUCUUUAGGCUUCCAAAUGACCUCCCAAAACCAAUAUGGAAGUACCCAACUUACUACAUAUCCUACCACAAAUAUACAACUCAAGGACUGUACAAAAAUGAAUUCUUGGGCUUGGUGUUCCCAAAUUUAGCUGGUGUCGACGGAGUCAUCACCGGUCAAUAUAUCCUGAAGAACAACUUUCAAGUGGAGUUAGGCUACUCGAAGUGGGUUGAUCUUGCGAUAUUACUUGGAAUGGUCAUUAUCUACAGGGUAAUUUUCCUGGUUAUUAUAAAGUUUUUCGAUGUGGCAAAACCCAUGAUAAAAUCCUUCAUGAUAAAAGUGUAACUAUUACUAUAUGUAUGUAGUUUUAUAUAAGGUAACAAGACAUGUUUUAUUUGAGUCAUAUAUGUAUGUAGUUUGCAUAGAUAAAAGCAUAGAUAUUGAGAUAGUAGUAUUCCUUGUAUGUUUAUUUUCUCUUGAAUAAAUCACCACUAUAUUCAUUA